ACGCGGGCCCGCCCCUGGACCCCUUACGUGGAGCCCCGGCAUCCGGGCCGCGGGCGCGGCUCCUGCCCCUCGGCCGCCCCGCCCAGGCGCCCAGCUGCGCUCAUGUGACUCGCGGCGCCGCUCCCUGCCCGGCCAGAGCCCGCGACCUUCGCCCGGCCGUCGAGUCCCCUCUUGAGCCCCGGCAAGAUGCGGCCCUGGGCGCAGCUCCUGCUGCUGGCGGCGGCCUCCUCCGCGCUGGCCCUGGGCCUCGGCGGGCACCACGAAGAGCUGCUCUUUAAGUCGUGGAUGUAUCAGAACAACAAACAGUACGACGUAGCAGAGGAGUACCAGCGACGGUUUCAGAUCUUUGUGAGCAACAAGCAAAAGAUCGACAGGCACAAUGCCGGCAAUCACACCUUUCAAAUGGGCCUGAAUCAGUUUGCAGACAUGACAUUUGAUGAAUUCCGAAAGAAGUAUCUCUGGCACGAGCCUCAGAACUGUUCGGCCACCAAGAGCAAUUUCGUGGGCAGGGCUGGGUGGCGCCCAACAGCUAUUGACUGGAGGAAGAAAGGCAACUACGUGACGCCAGUCAAGAAUCAGGGUCCCUGUGGUAGCUGCUGGACGUUCUCAACCACUGGGUGCUUAGAGUCUGCCAUUGCCAUAGCAACAGGGAAGCUACUGAACCUGGCUGAACAGCAGCUGGUUGACUGUGCUCAGGAAUUCAACAACCAUGGCUGUAGUGGUGGCCUCCCCAGCCAGGCUUUCGAAUACAUCCGAUACAACCAAGGGCUCAUGGGUGAGGACACAUACCCGUAUCGGGCCAAGAACGGUACUUGCAAGUUCCAGCCCAAGGAGGCCAUUGCCUUUGUCAAAGACGUUGUCAACAUCACAGUGAAUGACGAAGAAAGCAUGGUGGACGCUGUGGGGAACUACAAUCCUGUAAGCUUUGCCUUUGAAGUGACAGGGGACUUCAUGCUUUAUGCAAAGGGGGUUUACUCCAGCAAAAGCUGUCACAAGACUCCAGACAAAGUGAAUCAUGCUGUUCUGGCUGUGGGCUACGGGGAAGAGAAUGGCCUUCCCUACUGGACUGUCAAAAACUCCUGGGGCAAAAUGUGGGGCAUAGAUGGGUACUUCAACAUCGAACGGGGCAGCAACAUGUGCGGGCUGGCCGCCUGCGCCUCUUACCCCGUCCCCCUCGUGUAAGCCUCUGGAGAAGGAGUGGCUGUGCUGCGGGCCGAAGAGGAAAGACCUGAGAAGCAGAGAGGGCUGAACCUAGCCCGGGGAGGCGCGCCGAGGCAGGCCCCUUCCAGCCCCCCUCAGGCCCUGCUCCUGCCGCUCCGAACUGCCUGCCCGCCCCCCUGUCACCGCGGGCUGCUUUUUGCUUCCCCCGAGCCCUGUCAGGCCGGGGACUGGAACUUUGCCCCCCGCCCCCCACGGGCUGCCUGAACUAGCGUUGCCAACCUCCAGGUGGUAUCUGGAGAUCUCCCGGAAUUAUCACUGAUCUCCAGAGAUGGGUUCCCCUGGAGAAAAUGCCUACUCUGAAAUGGGGACUCUGUGGUAGUCUACCCUGCGGAGGCCUCGCCCCUCCCUCAAAUCCCACCUUCCCCAGCCUGUACCACUGAAAGCGCCAGGGAUUUCUCAACCCAGCGCUGGCAGCCCAAGGACGCCCGGCCUGCCGUCCCGGCGCUGAAGGGAUGGUCGGGCUGGAGCAGACGGCCCCCUCACAAUGGCUCUCUGUGGCCCCAACGGGACCCUGCCCUCCAGCGGCUCCGGCCCGGCCCGCGCUUCCAGGAGAGCUCGCCCGGUUACCUCAGUCUCGGGUCUCCCCUCAGGGCGGGCCUCCUUUGCCGCCUCCUGCACGCGGGGUGGGGGGGGCGCUUGGUUCUUUUCUCACAAUAAAGUUCUUUUCUCACAAA
Eublepharis macularius is the source of this 1895-nucleotide messenger RNA. RefSeq names its product cathepsin H (gene CTSH). Gene Ontology annotation, molecular function: cysteine-type endopeptidase activity. Gene Ontology annotation, cellular component: lysosome. Bases 187 to 1182 code for a protein of 331 amino acids. The record is from RefSeq and is a predicted model, not a curated record. Gene Ontology annotation, biological process: immune response. NCBI's taxonomy places the organism in Eukaryota, Metazoa, Chordata, Lepidosauria, Squamata, Eublepharidae. The transcript is spliced from 12 exons.